Molecule: messenger RNA, 1080 nt
Organism: Fomitiporia mediterranea MF3/22
Lineage: Eukaryota; Fungi; Basidiomycota; Agaricomycetes; Hymenochaetales; Hymenochaetaceae
Product: Aldo/keto reductase
Exons: 9
Coding region: 1-1080 (359 amino acids)
Source: RefSeq, a predicted model, not a curated record
AUGGCUACCUCUAGAGUCGGCGAAAAGAGGACGGAGAUGCCUUACGUGCGCCUCGGGAAGUCUGGCUUGAAAGUAUCAAAAAUCAUAUUGGGAUGCAUGUCGUAUGGGACUCCGGAAUGGCAAUCCUGGGUGCUUGACGAAGAAGAAGGACUGAAGCAGAUUAAAGCUGCAUACGAUGAUGGCAUCCAGACGUUCGAUACGGCCAAUGUAUAUUCGAAUGGCGUUUCUGAGAUAAUCCUCGGAAAGGCUAUCAAGAAGUUUAAUCUGCCGCGAGACGAGAUCGUCGUAAUGACCAAGGUCUUCGGAAUUGUAUCCCGCACACAGGGCGAAAACUAUUUUCAAGGUGCCGAUCCAGAUCAGUUUGGAUACGUAAAUCAGUUUGGACUAAGCAGAAAGCACAUCUUCAACUCGGUUAAACACAGUUUGGAGCGUCUUCAGCUUGACUAUAUUGAUGUACUGCAAUGCCACCGAUUCGAUGAGAAUACACCAAUUGAAGAGACGAUGCAAGCCCUCCAUGACGUCGUUAAGGCAGGACAUGUACGUUAUAUCGGCAUGUCUUCUUGUUUUGCCUGGCAGUUCUAUGCUAUGCAAAGUUAUGCAUUAACACAUAACCUUACGCCAUUCAUUUCCAUGCAAAAUCACUACUCGCUAGUUUACAGAGAGGAAGAACGCGAGAUGAUGCCGCUCUGCAAGCACCUUGGUGUCGGGUCCAUUCCAUGGUCCCCACUCGCUCGGGGCUUCCUCACACGUCCUGUUGGCGAGCAAUCCAAGAGAAGUAAAACAGAUAUGUGGUUCAAUCUUUACGAUCCAUACGAGAGUAACCAUAAGGUAAACGAACGCGUCGAAGACCUAGCGAAGAAGAAAGGCAAAACGAUGGCACAGAUUGCUUUGGCGUGGGUCAUGAACAAGAGCCCAGUCUCAGCACCAAUCGUUGGUACGACAAGCAUGCAAAAUCUGAAGGAAUUGGUUGAAGCGGUAAAUAUCAAGCUGACAAAAGAAGAAAUGAAGUAUUUGGAGGAGCCGUAUCAACCGUUGCCCAUUAUGGGGAUUGCGGUCAGCAAGUCAGAUGACGAUGAUUAG